AUGUUGUCCUUCCUGUUUGUUCCUCUCAUCCUCGGAUCUCUGGCUCAAGCCGCGAGCGUUCCCGCGUGGCAAGCCCCGACAGCAGGAGAUGUGCGCUCUCCCUGCCCCAUUCUCAACGCGCUUGCCAACCACGGGCUCAUUAACCGGAACGGUAAAGACAUUACACCUGCGCAAUACACGGCUGGAUUGAAGACGAUUGGAUGCGAUCCUGUCUUGUGUGGAGCGCUGGCUCAAGCUGCUCUUAACGUUAUUCCGAACCGCAAGAAUGAAAAGGGUGAAUCUGUGUUUGGAUUGGAUGAUUUGAGAACGCAUUUGGGGAUUGAGCACGAUGCCAGUUUGACCAGAAACGACUAUGACCUGGACCCCAACCAUGACAACUACUCUCUCAACCGCACUCUCUAUGACCAACUUGUUUCAUUGAGGGACCCGCAAACCCAACGCCUUGACGCAACCUCGAUUGCACGGGCCCGCAAGAUCCGCCAAAAGGAUUCCAAGGACCGGAACCCCAAGGCAACGCUCGACAGGAAGCAGCUCGCACUUGCGCACGGCGAAGGAGCGGCGUUCCUGAUGAUCAUGGGACACCAGUACGGAUACUCUGUUCCUGUACCCUAUGCGAAAGGGUUCUUUGUGGACGAGAGGUUGCCGUUUGAAGAGGGAUGGGAGCCUAGUGCCAAACCGUUGAGCUUUAUGGAGUUGGGAUUGAAUGUGGGUGCCGUUAUUGAAAAGGAGCUUACCCUCAAGAAUUAGAGCGUCAUAGCAACCAUGAGAAGAAUAUAGAUAAUGAGAAUAUAGAAAAAAGAAAAGAAAUAGAUGGGUAGAAAUCAGUAAGAUAGCGAUAUAAAAAGUGUCUAUGAGUCUGUAAAACACACAAGAUCCCAUAUCACGUGAUAAAAUAAGCGAUCGUGGAGAGAGAGAGUAAGAGAGAAACGCUUGACUUCAAGAGAGAGUAAGAGAAAGAGAGAAGAAGAAGAAGAGAGUAAAUGAAUCAUAAUAUAUAAUAAUAAUCAAUUCAACUGACUUUAACUCGCAUGAUUUCAUUCUCACAUUCACAUUCACAUUCACACACACACACUCUCUCUCCCAAUUGUAUGUAAUCUCUCUCUCUCUCUCUGUGUGUGUGUGAGUGUAUGAAUGAGAUUGUUCACGUUGUUUCUCUCUCUCUCUCUUUCUCUUUUUUUUUUCUUUCCUUCUCGUUCACACAC
Molecule: messenger RNA, 1202 nt
Organism: Spizellomyces punctatus DAOM BR117
Lineage: Eukaryota; Fungi; Chytridiomycota; Chytridiomycetes; Spizellomycetales; Spizellomycetaceae
Exons: 2
Coding region: 1-747 (248 amino acids)
Molecular function (GO): peroxidase activity
Source: RefSeq, a predicted model, not a curated record